This is a messenger RNA of Hypanus sabinus (Atlantic stingray), 554 nucleotides long. RefSeq names its product caveolin-2-like. The record is from RefSeq and is a predicted model, not a curated record. The transcript is spliced from 3 exons. Lineage: Eukaryota; Metazoa; Chordata; Chondrichthyes; Myliobatiformes; Dasyatidae. Gene Ontology annotation, cellular component: caveola. Bases 1 to 483 code for a protein of 160 amino acids. Gene Ontology annotation, molecular function: molecular adaptor activity. Gene Ontology annotation, biological process: caveola assembly.
AUGCUCACGGGCGAGCACUUGAAUGAAACCAAAAUUGACCUCGGUGAGGAGCAAGGGCAGCCAGAUCAAAAUGUCCCAGCAGCGAAAGGACAGGUUUCAGCGGUGGAGGACCGGGAUCCCAGGGACAUCAAUGCCCACUUGAAGGUGAACUUCGAAGAUGUGAUUGCAGAACCUGACUCGGUGCACAGUUUUGACAAAAUUUGGAUUUGGAGCGACGCCUUAUUCGAAGUGUCCAAAUUAUGGUGCUAUAGAAUCAUUUCUGCUAUCUUUGCUGUGCCCGUGUCUUUGAUCUCUGGAAUUAUCUUUGCCAUUUUAAGUUGUCUGCACAUCUGGUGUGUCAUGCCCUGUAUCAAGAACUGCUUGAUGAACAUGCCUUGCAUCCAGGUCAUCUGGGGAACGGUUGUGGACGUGGUCAUUUCUCCUUGCUGUGAAAGUAUGGGGAAAUGUUUCAGCGGCAUCAACCUUCACAUUGCAAGAGAUUAAAACUGCUUACAACCGCAAGCGGUCGAUCCAAUUGACCUGACAGACUGGAUUUUACGUCAUUAUUCUGACUG